GGAUGGACCUACAGCUUCAUGAAAGCACGUUCAAGAACAGCCCCCACCCAACCAAGAACUAAGAUGGGCAGGGCAGGUACAAGGUUGCCAAAUUUCUGCCUGAACAGAAUCAGGCCUCACGUUCGAGUCCGGUCGCCGCCGAUACAAUCCAAGCACAAUGUGAAAGCUACAGAGACUGAUCAGAAAACAGAGGACUCUGUUUGCACUACUGGGGAUGAUAAGAAAUCUGGUUCGGUGACUGGGAGGAAAAUCAUGAUUGUGGUUGAUUCAAGCCUUGAAGCUAAGGGAGCUCUACAAUGGGCACUAUCACAUACCAUUCAGAGCCAGGACACACUUGUUCUUCUCCAUGUAACCAAUCCUGCCACCAAACAAGCUACUACAGGUGAAGUGUCUAACAAGGGGAGAACUCCUAGAGCUUAUGAGCUUGUUUACUCAUUGAAAAAGACUUGCCAGAUUAAGAGGCCUGAGGUACAAAUUGAGGUUGCAGUGUUAGAAGGGAAGGACAAGGGAGCAAUGAUAGUUGAAGAGGCAAGGAAACAAGGAGUGGCACUACUGGUUCUGGGUCAGAAGAAGAGGUCCAUGACAUGGAGACUGAUCAUGAUGUGGGCUGGGAACAGAGUCACGGGUGGUGUGGUUGAGUACUGUAUCCAAAAUGCUGCUUGUAUGGCAAUUGCAGUCAGAAGGAAAAGCAAGAAACUUGGAGGCUAUUUGAUCACCACCAAGCGUCACAAAGAUUUCUGGCUCUUGGCUUAAACCUUCAUCUAAUCUUAGUUUGAUAAGAUUAAAAUGUCUGGUUUUAGUAGUAAUUUAUUUGUAUUUGGUUGUAAAUGAUCAAAAGGUGUAUAUGUUGAGCAAUGGAAAAAAAAUGAUUGGUUUGUGAAU
Tripterygium wilfordii is the source of this 882-nucleotide messenger RNA. Its product is annotated as universal stress protein PHOS32-like. The record is from RefSeq and is a predicted model, not a curated record. Lineage: Eukaryota; Viridiplantae; Streptophyta; Magnoliopsida; Celastrales; Celastraceae. The coding region runs from base 19 to 753 and encodes 244 amino acids. The transcript is spliced from 4 exons.